AUGAUGGCGCCUCUCACUGACGAUGCCGGCGAAACUUUUGGGAAUGUACCCAGCAAAUGGUCAAAUGCUGGAAAUCACGAACACUGUGGAGGAGGAUACGGGACUAUGUACGUUCUACAAGGUCUCCCUGACUCUCCGACCAAGUUGCGAAAACAAUGUCGAACUAACUCAAUUAUGCUAAAUGACACUGUCACGCCAUCAUUUUUCUUCAUGUCUAUAAAAUAUGUCUUGGGCUUCCAUCAUGAGGUCCAUCAGCCACAUGGCGUUGUCAAGCUGGAAGAUUCCUCGAACGUAUGGAUUCUGAAACCAAGUGAGGCUUCGAGGGGGCGCGGCGUUUUAAUCUUUGAUAGCCUGACUGACUUGAAAUUUUCUGGUCGCUGUGUGGUACAACGCUACAUUACUGACCCUUUACUAAUUGGUGGUUAUAAGUUUGAUCUGCGGAUCUACGCAUUGGUAUUAUCAUAUUCGGCAUUCACAGUUUACAUCCAUUCUGAAGGCUUAGUUCGAUUUGCCACUGAAAAGUUUGACAUGGCCAGAUUGGACAAUGUCUAUUCGCACCUUACGAACUCCUCCAUAAACGCUACCGGACCAGCAUAUAUGACAGAUAAGGUGUUUAUUUAA
This is a messenger RNA of Protopolystoma xenopodis, 621 nucleotides long. NCBI's taxonomy places the organism in Eukaryota, Metazoa, Platyhelminthes, Monogenea, Polystomatidea, Polystomatidae. The record is from the annotation of a GenBank genome assembly.